Pocillopora meandrina is the source of this 10859-nucleotide messenger RNA. NCBI's taxonomy places the organism in Eukaryota, Metazoa, Cnidaria, Anthozoa, Scleractinia, Pocilloporidae. The record is from the annotation of a GenBank genome assembly.
GGACAAAUGAUUUGUGGAAUUUUGUACAUCUCAGGCGAAUGUGAGUAUUAGAUAAAUCCUCCUUUAAUUAAAAACGGAAUUAUAGGCUCAACGUGAAACAAAUUCAGACAAUAUAUAGAACAGCUUUUGUUGGGUUUACAUUCAGCGCAGAAAAAUCUUCGAUAAUUCGGUUUUCUUUUCUCCCUGAGGAGUAAUUUCCUCAGAUGUAAAAAAACUGUUGAAAGUCUCGAGAAACAUAUAAUGAAAUACAUAGGAAAUAACUGCCUGUUUGUCGGUGUAAGGGAUCCAAUCGUGUCUGUUUUCCUCAGCAAGGGACUUCAACCGCGUUGACCAACUGCAGUUCAUGAUUCGCUUCACCUGUUUUGAAUGGGAAUAUAAAAUGCGUCACAAGCAAUUUUUUUAACGACACAACCGUUUAAAAAUUUGAUCUACAGUCCUGUCGCUGGCUAAUAUGUUUAUUCUGUCAUUCAGAUCCACAUUCCCAAUGCCAUCCUGCAUUACUAGAGGAGAAUUCCUUCAAAAGGUAAUUGAGCUUUCUGCAAACAGUUAAUCUUCCUGAAUUCAAGAUAUCACUCAUAUAGAGGUGAGUUGAAUCAGAGAUCUUUGAUUUCAUAAUCUUUUUAUUUUUUUAGGCUGUUAGCCUUUUCCAUUUCUAGCUGCGAUUAGCUUUAGGAACGUUGUUUUGUCUCAAACACAUUUAAUUUGCAUUUUAAGGUUAGAUUGCACACGAUACAUGUACAGCCAUCAACUCACCGAAAAUGCCACAAAUUCAAAAAUUAAGUAGCAACUUUAAGUGUUAAUUUUUCAUCAUUCUUACUGAGUAUAAAAAAAAGGAAAAAAAAAAAAGGAAAAAAAAAACCAAGAGGAAAAAUUGAUGAGAAAAAAGAAACGCUUAGUUUGCGGUGAUUUCAAGUACUCUGAAGAAUAAUCUUUUGUUCUACGGCUCUUCGUUUUGUAUGAAUAUUCUAGUAAGCAUUCUGUAUAAAUUUUAUUUUGAAACAAAAUAGCAUAAAGUAUUAAGCCAUAAAAUCCACUGAUGAGGUAUCAAUAAGCUAGCGCUCGUCGAGAUUAGCGAAAAGCUUGAACGAACACAAACUUUCAUGUCAAUUUCAAGGGGAUAUACAAAGGGUGCAUUUGAUGAUUGUUAUCUUUACGUGAUAAAAACAUUCAGUAAAGAAGGUAUUUUGGUUAUCAUCAUUUACAUAUUUUUUUCAUCUGCAGUUCAGGGAAAAAAAUGGUAAAAAGUUUUCUCUUGAAAGUAAACAUAGAGACAAAUUAAUGGCUUGCCCAGGAACAAUUGACUUGACCUAAUUUUUUUUUAGAUUCAUUUUAAAACUCGUAUUACUGUUUCAUAUUAGUCGUGCUGAGGAUGCUAGUGAGUCAUUAUUAAUUCAAGUUGUGGUGAGCCGCACGCUGUUAUUCUUGUGAAACUUUUCUUAAAUGCAAGAUGUUAGAAAAUAAACCACGACAAAUAUCUUGAAAUAAGUACAAUUUAAUUUUGAAUCCAGGCAGAAAGGUGAAUUCUGAAUAUUCACGACAUAAAAAAAAAAUGCAAUAGUAACAUAAAUAAAUUUUUUGUCAUAACUAUAGGUCUGAAUUCAGUUUGAAGUGGGGUACAAUUUUUUUUCGUUAUGUAACACUUGCAGUUUUAUUCCGACUGAUGAAAGCUAAAAAUGAGUGCCUACAAACUCUUUAACGGAAACAAAAGUAUGAUUUUGACUCAACUAGGAGUUUUGGUUUAGAACCAAAGGGAGUGUGGAUGGUGCGGGUAAAUUUUAGGAUAAUUGUACAGAGAAAAGGGGCAGGGGAUAUCCAGACCAAAUAAGGAGAAAGGGGUGUUGGAGGCUAUUUUAAGAUAGUCUCAUCAUUGCUAUCAUCGAAGGCAAAAAAACCAUCAGAUAAAGAAGCGAAGCAGACAACAACAACAAAAACAUAAGCAACAACCAAAAACGACGACUUCUUUAAAUUAAAAGUUUUUAAAAAUGCAUGAAGUGCUUUAAAUAUUACCUAAACACUCAGCGAAUCUUUGGGUGUUGAAUACUAUCUCACCUCACGACUGCUCGGGAAUAAAAACACUUAAUGAGCAGGCUUGUCUUCUUUCCGACUCAUAUUCCUUCAGCUCCUAUGCUGUGGAAAUAGGCACCAGUUUCAUUCAUCAGAGGAAGACUACCAUUGAAAGGAUAAACUUUUUAUUCCCAAAUAAAAUUCAUAUUUAAAGAGAAGUUUUGGCUAAAAAAAGUCUCUAGAUUCGCAAGUAAUCGAAAUGUUCGAAAUUUGACUUUCAAAUGCAAGGAAAUACGAAAGGAAGAAAGAGAAAAAUGGCCAUAGUGCCAUCCUAAUAAUAACAAUGUUGGUAACAAAUUUUUUAAAGGUAUACCUUACUCUUUCAAUGUACGUGUAUUUAAUAGCAAUAAUGCACAUUGACAUGCUACAUGUUUUAUAUUAAAAUACAGAUGAAUAAUUAUAACAAUCACUAAAAAUAGUUACAAAAAUAAUGAUAAAAUCCUUAAAAAAUCGAAAAAUACUUUAACCUGUCAAAUAAAAAUAUUAACAAUAAUGAUACUGAUGAUGAUGAUAAUAAUAACAAUAAGGGGGAAAAGGUAAAAUGCUGCGUAGAUCCACGAGUGACUUAUUUUUAAAUUAAAAGAAUCAUACAAACAAUUGUAAUAUCAUAUCAUCGAUUAUAGUAUCAUAAUGAUGGCAAUAAUUGUAAAGAUAAUAAUUAUGACUUAACAAUAGUAAUAGUAUUUAUAACAAUAACAAUUACAAUGAUGAUGAUGAUAACAAUGAUAAUAAUUAUAAUAAUAAUAAUAAUAAUAAUAAUAAUAAUGGGUGAGAGAAGAAUGAUAUGGUCUCUUGAACACAAUUCGCUUUUGAACAGCGUGCCUGUACUCGCUGCCUACGCCACUAGAUAAAAGAAAACUACCGUCAAAGAUGCAUUUUUUUCUGGAACGCUUAUUCUUACCACUUCUAAAAUGUUUCAUGUUUCACUAAAGGAGAGAGAAAUAUUCUUUCCGUAACAAGCAACAAAUUGGAGCUCAGAAUAAACCUUACAGGAUACUUCCAUUUCGGGAAGUAAUUUUUCCUAAAAAUUUUUAGCACACCCAAGCAACGCAACUUUUUGUUUGUAAACGCGAAUGUCAGUAUGCCUCAUAAAAUUAAUUCUUAUUCAAAUAAAGAUAUAGCAAGGCUAAGGUUUUGUGUGAACAAAGCAAGAAAAAAACCAUGGGUUGUGUUUGAUUGCACCGAACAUUGUACCAGUUUAUUAGAUUGACACAUAGUUUCUCAUAGUGCGUUUGAAAAGUCCUUCUAAGAGUUUGAUAGGUACUACGAUAAAGACUCAGAUAAUUUGAAAUAGACAAUAUAUUUUCAGUCGCUUAAAUUGAAUACAUUUCCCAAAAACUUAGAGAUGUUUUGGUUGUGUUUACUUUGUAAAAUAAAUACGAUAAAAUGUAGUUGUUAUUAAAAAAAAUUAUAGUCAUUUCUUUGUAAUUGAUUUGUUGAACAACUGACGAAAUUAAGACGCCUAGCUUUUUCUACAGACAUACACCUAGUAUAUUUUGAGUUAUUUCCUAAGCAUGAAGUGAAAACACAACAUCAUGGUGUUCGACUCCCGAAAAUAUCGGAAGGAUAGUUACAAUUAACGAAUUAAUUAGCAUUUACAUUACCGACCGUAAUAAUACCGGGGAAGCAGAAUCGACAGAUUGAAUUUGUUCACAUAAAAUCUAUCUUCACACAUUCUAAAGACAUUUUGCAUUAAAAAUAAAAUUCAGACAGAAAUAGAAGCAAUUCAUUUGAAAACCUAAAUACAGAAGCAAUAUAGAGAAAUUAGAAACCAAUGCAGCGAAUUCAUCUCAAGAACCAAUACUGUAAGCUUUUAGCAAUUAAAAGAACCUGCCAUUAGGUAAAUGAAUUAAAAUUCGAAAUGGACAUCUCCAUCAUUGACGUAAGAGCAGAAGGUUGACUGCAUUGUUAAUUAUACCGUGAGUGCCAAGUCGCUUUUUAUUUUUCAUAGUAGAGCACUUCCACGUCGAAGCUUUCGCCGUUUGAAUCGCGAACGCCAUACCUGAGCCAGGAGAAUUGAUCUCGAACGGUUAGUAUAUAAUGACUAUUGUUAAAUUUAUAUAGGUUGCGAAAAAGUGAUUUUUUUUUUGGACAAACAUUUCGAAGGAAAUAGGAAAGAAAAAUAGAAAAAGCGAGGACAAUGGGUCUGUAACAUUUCACUUAACUCUUUUUCAUAUUUAUAUCUUGCAACAGUGAUCAAUCUAGCAUUAUACAGAAACACUUGAGGUGAUGCUGAUUUUAAAUCUGUACUUCAAGGGACUACUUUUCACGCGCCUUUAUCCUUUCAUCAACAACAGCAGAGUGAUACGUUACGCAAUUUUUGAAGCCAAAAUAAUAUCAUAAAAAAACAAAAUCUAGGUAACAAGAUUGCUCAUUUUUUCAAAACAAUUGCAAAUUCUUGUAACACAUUUUUUCUGAGAAAUGUUGCGUUAAAAAUCACCAAUCUCGAUUUUUAGGGCGACAAUGUGUUGUUGAAAAUCGGCUCUAGAAAUAAUUCAUUACUCUCAAAGGUACCGGCAAUUUACUUGCGUUUGUAUUGAGUGCACAAUUUGUCUGACGGUUUGUAUUUGAGACCCCUAGGCUUGCUUCCAUCAGACCCCAGGAGCGGCGGUAGAAAUAAUUAGUAGACAGAAGUCAAAGUCAGGCAAAGAAAAUGAAUCAGCUUUUACUAAUUUGUUCUGCUGACAUUCGAUGUUUCAUUUCAAAUCGCUCUUUUACAUGACUUGACAAUCUCGAAGAGACUGCUUAAUAUAGCAACUUUAGGUCUCUUUUAUUGCUAACGAACUGACCUGAUUUUCAACGCUAUCUCACCGCCGGUUAAUAUUAGAAAGCGGAAUGGUACCUGAUUAUACAUUGAUUUUCAUACCAGUGGAAGAGCGGUUUAGGAAAGAGAACUCUAUGUUCAAGGGCCUUUCAAUUAAAAAGUGAAGUUAAGGCCACGAAGAGAUUUAAAAGAAACAGAAGAGGCUAAAACUUUGCAGCAAAUUUCCAUUGGUUUCCUUCGGAACAAAAUUGUAAAAUAUAUGUAAUUCAAUGGGAAGUAAAAAAAGGAUUGAAGGCAUUAGGCUCGGAAAAAUUUGAAUGAAAUAAACCGAAGAUUCAAUGUUUUUCCUUUUUGUUUUGUUAUUGAAGGUAACGAAAGAGACCCUGUAUUUGAUUAUAAUGUUUGACAAAGGAUAGUUUAAAAUUUAUUUAUGAAUAAUUCAUUUGAUGGACAAUGAUUAUUUUACAGUUCAACGCAACCGCCCCAAAAGCUGACAAUAAGCAAAGUAUGUCGUUAAGUGCAUCAGGGAGUCUUGUUAAUCUGCUACGUGAAUUAAUCGAUGAACUGAAAUGUUAUUGUUAUUUAUUUUUCAUGAUCUAUAUAAUUAAAUUUAAUGUAACACUCCAGUGUAAUCCUUCCGAUAGCUUGACCUCUCGAUUGGCAAAGGUGAAGUGUCCGGCAUGCACUGGGGGCUUUCAUGAAUCACGCUUAUGUAGAUGUACAACUAUGUUAUGUAACUAGAUACAAAAGUUGUGCUUGGUUAGCUCACGUUGUGCGGGAUGUCGCGUGUUCAAGCCCCAGACAGAACUCAGGGUCUUAAAGUAACUGAAAACAACGGUAAAUGGUUAUAAAUUCUAGUCUUCUCGGAUAAAAACGAUAAGCCGUCUCCUGUCUCUUCUCUGUACUGGUUAGGUCCCGGUGUUGUGGCCUGGCCUUGUCAUUGUUUACAAAGGCCCCCAUUUAAACAACCUCUGAGCGGCCAGCCUGUCUAAAUAUCGCAAACACAUACACUUACCAAUAACAGGUUACGAGGUGGGUAAGGAUAAUUAUGUCAUCCAAAAUGACCUACAUCUAGCAUUUCACUAAAAUAAAUGAUGUUAACUAUGUGUGACCUUAAUGAAAUCAACAAUUCACUUGAAAAUUUAAUUAGCUCUCCCCAUGAAUGAUGAGAAACGGCAAUUGCAAACAGAACUUUUUAGAAAUCCUGCUAAUGAUGUCGUCAUAUCUCCAAAUCUUAGUUGUCCUUUUGCCUUGGGUUCACUUCAUGGCAGUUCAAAAGUAUUAUUUGUAGAACUGUCAACGGCGCUGUUUCGUAUGUUCUAUAACAUCAAGGAUUUUUGUACAUUUUGUGCUGUCUGCCAAUCAUUAAAAGUAAACUGUCUUCGUAAAGUUAACCUCCAUACAAGGAUAGGACGCAUGAAAUCGAGGUUUGAUGUCAAAAAAACGACUUUGGACUUUUAGUGGUAUAAAUCCACUCUAUUUCCUUAAAUUCUAUUCGUUUAUUGCAAAUAUUAUAUUUCCUAGUGAGGAAAAAGAGGAUAAAUGAUAAAAAAAAAAUGACGAGAGCGUGAUCAUGACUUUGAAAGGCGAGGGAUGGAAAAUGAUUAUCAAAAUAUGGUGAGGAGGUAUAAGAAAUCAAGAGUUUGAAUCGAGUUUGUAACUUGAAAAUAAUCUUUCUAUUUAAUGAAAUGAGACAAUGUUUAAAUUCGGAAAGGAAGUUUUUAAAGAAAAGGGUUGUCAACAAAAACCUUUUUAUUACCAAAUUAACUGCGUUCAUCUGAAAUGAUUAGAUAAAAACAAAGAACCUGUCUGUUUGCAGCACGACAUUUUCGCAUCACAAAGGUAGCAGUUCCUCUGUCAUCUUGAAGAGAAAUAUGAUGAAAUUGAUCAUAAUGAUCAAAUGAAAUGAAUGAAAAAGAAAGCUUGUUAGACGCUUUAAAUUUGCGCCAAGCUUGAAACCUUAUCAACAAUGCAUGGUAUAACCUCAUUUCGUCUUGUUUAAUUUAAGUUAUUCGUGAAAUAAUUAAAAAAAGCCAACAAGUGCCUUUUUUCUAGUGACUCUUGACACUUGGAAACUAAGACACUGCAACAAAUUGGGAUGGAUGAACUCAAAAACUGCAUUUAUAUUUUGAUGGUAACAACAUUUCAUUCAUUUUAUGGAAAGUUAUAUCAAAAGAAACAAAUCAUGAAGUUGUCCAAAUAAUUCUUUUUACAGUCUAAGCCAUGCAACAGUCUCUUUGACGAUCAAAACAAGAAGCGAAAAAUUGAAAUAGAUAUUUCUUGGUCAUCGACUUUAUUGAGUUUUUAUUGAGUUUUUGAUAAUAUGAUUUCUCGUAAGAAAAAAAGAAAAUUCUUUCAGUUCACUCUCUCUGUUGCGGACGAAAGAUUAUUGAUUUUGGACGCAGAGAAUUUCGAAAAGUUGUUCUCUGAUUCUGUAAAAGUUUUACCAAUGAACAAUACCAUUUUCAUGACUGCUCUUCCGGUUUUUAUGUCUCUUUUCGGAUAUGCAAAUGAUUUUCAAAACUCUUCUUUUUUUCUGUCAAUGGUUCUGGACUUCUUAUACUUUUUUUGACGCUUUCACUAAUUAGAAUGAUUUAUUAAUUCCCUGCAGAGUUGGCAAGGUUGUUUACACACUUAGUAUUUCCUCUUUAGACAAAUCGAUUGUGGGCAAGGUUCCAGUCUGUCGGUGAGAAACCGACUUUACUUUACAUGGGUAAAUCUACAAAUUUUAAUUCUCAUUACCGCUGCAAAAUAGAUGAAAGACCCUUCUCCGCUUCCCGCAUGGAAGUGAAGCCUUUCCAUUCGCUUCAGGUCCUUCAGGGACGUUAUUGAAAGGGUCAACUCCUGCAUGUGCAAUUUUGCAGAGUACGGACAUUCGAAGGUAAUUAUGACUGUAAAAGGAUAUUACCUUUGAGAUAAAAUCAAUAUUUUGGACGUUAGGUUUCCAGAAUCGACAACCCAGUAGUGUUUCAACCACUAGAAAAAGAGAGAUCUCAAUCUUUCUUGAGACGGGCAAAGUUUAAAUUUUGCUAUCCAUAUUGCUUUUAUGAAAGUAUUCUUGAAUUUACUUGUCGAAAGUCCUUGCCCGAAGGCCUUAGCAAAACUGACAUGUAAUUUCAUACCUACAUGUGAUUUCAUACCUUCUUUCCAUUUUCAUCGAUCAUUCGGCAUGAAACUUCAAAAAUAUGGACGAAAAAGAUCUAGUAAAAUAAGGAAACAAGGAUUAUCGCAGAGGAAGAGAAAGACUUAUGGUUCUCACUAAUUCUCCUAAUUAAUAUUCAAUUCACGUAGUUUGUCUUCUGCUCCAAGUACUCUUGUCAUGAUGCUCUCCACAUCUGCUCUAGAUACUUUAAAUUGAAAUUUUUUCACAAAAUGUUUUAAGCACUUGAUUGAGAUACUUUGCAUCAUGUUGUUUUUUUUGCCAAGAUUAAGGGGUUUCCUUUUAAAAUCAUCGACACAAUUUGCCAUAUGAGCGAGGUGACCUGUUUUUGACUGAGAGCAGGCUUUUAGCUCAAUUGCUUUACGAAAAAUUGACAAUUCUGAUCACUUAAGGUGAGAGCAAUAUUGGUUUGUGUUUGCAAAGAGUUAACAGUCAAUUUAUUAUUCUAAAUUAUUGCCUCGCGGAGUUGGAAAAGAUGUAUGAUUGACGUAGGGAUCGCAUGAAUCUAUGAAAUAUAAUUUCGUCGGUAAAAUCUAAACUAUAUUUGUGUCACUAUUUCGAUGAAAUUAAGAGAAAAAUGUUUUCAAAAUAAAAUUGCACGAUAUUCAUUUGGAUUCUGUAAGUUGUUAUGAUUGUCUUUGUUAAGUGCACAAAUAAGCUAGUUGGUGGCAAGUAUCUCGAUUAAAUCAAGUGAAUCAAGUACCUUUAGUGUGCCGGCGCAGCGGCUAGUUACUGAACCAGAUGUCGAAGAAGCAAGGCAAAAAGUUUGGGAAAAUGAGAAGAAAAUGUAAAUAGAAGAAAGAAACAAAAAUAAAACCAAACUAAGAAUCAUAAAGGAAAUAAAAAAGCAAAAACAAACAACUACAGGAAACAUAACAGAAAACAAAAAUUUAGGGAGUUACAUCGUGGUGUUAUAUACCACUCUUUGAAACAAAGGACUUUAAAGAAAGGUACCCUACAAACAUCACGAGAGUGAACAAUUGCUUGAUUCUAGUAAUCUUGAUUACUUCGAUUGUUUGCUGCUUCGCUAAAGGGAUGCUUUUAAUUCGCAAGCUAUUCCUGAAUUUGAACGUGCUGACUAACACAUUACCAAGGGUCUUUGUUUGACGCCAUAUGUUAGUUCAUCCAACUCUGUUUGGUCUUGUCGCUAUCUUAGAGUAAUCAUCAUUCUCUUGGUAAACCAAAUUGUUUUUAAUUUUUAUUCUUAUUUUUUUUACCAAUUUAGUUUGUCUUAUUUUAUAUGUUCACGUCCUUUUAAACAUUCAAAACUACCUCAGCCUAAAUAGGCAAAGGGAGAUGUUAAUCAUGAACGUAAUUAUGGACCUUGUAAUUGGACUUACUAAGUGGGGAAUUCGAAGGUCUGGCAUCGAUUACUUGCGAGAGACUCUUUUUUUUCUUUGUCCCACGCUCGCGACAAUAGGAAUAACAGUUUUCUUCAUACUUCCAGCUUUUCGUAAAACCUUGUCAUAUCAAAAAGGGGUAAGACUGGAAAAUCAAACGGAGACAAGUAUGACUCUAGAUGGAGAUCAUGAGAAAAAUUACGCUUAAGUUGUUCAGCCGCAUAAUCCAUCUCUUACUACUUUAUGAGUUUAGAUCGAGAAUAAUUAGUGGCGGCCGAGUUUAUUUUACGUUUAUAACUGCUGCUUUGUUUUUACUUCUACAGCUCUAGCGACAACGAGUAAAGACCGAAGAAGCUACUCUUUGGGAUUCACUGAAACCGGUUAACCUUCGUUUACGAAACUCCGCAUUUUGGAAUACCAUUGAGGACCAGCAAUGGGGACGAGAUGGAACAAUUCUUUGGCUGAGAAAGAAAUGACAAUGACAAACUUAUCAACAUCUAAAGGCCCUAAUAGUAUUGAGGUAACACAAGCGUCCAACUCGAUGUCCUCUGAACUGAGAAUAAUAACUCUCACGCUCUAUGCGGUUAUAUUUCUUGUAAGUGCAGUGGGAAAUUCUUUAGUUUGCACGGUGAUUUUACGACGGAAAAAGAUGAAAACUGUGACGAACUAUUUCGUAUUAAAUCUGGCGAUUGCAGACUUGACUUUCACUUGCAUUUGUAUUCCUUUUGACAUUCCUGUACAAGAAAUGAACUACCGAUGGCCCUACGGAGCAUUUCUUUGUAAACUGUUAUAUCCCCUUCAAACACUCACACUAUUUGCGUCUGUUUACACACUGACAGCCGUCAGUUUGUCGCGAUUCUGGGCAAUAAACCACCCUCUCCGUCGACAGCUUUCGACCAGAAGCGCGAAAUUCAUAAUUGUGGGAAUAUGGAUUGCUUCCCUCGUAGCUGUCACGCCAUACAUCAGUGUUUCCGAGAAAAACGGUGAGUCCGGGAAAUGUGAUGAGGAAUGGCCGAGCAAAAGCGCACGAAAAACGUACACGGUUACGUUGUUUGUGUUUGAAUAUAUAUUUCCGUUGACAGUAAUUGCAGGCGCGUACAUAAGCAUUGGCCGAGAGCUUGCCCGUCGCGCUAGGAAUGGUAACCGUUACUUGCAAGACCUCCAAUCCGAGGAGGCGAAGAAAGUUGUGCGCAUGCUCAAGAUAGUAACCCUUAUGUUUGCUGUAUGUGUUUUGCCAAAUAAUAUUCUGUGGUUGUGGUUGGACUUUGGCGGAGCAGAUGAAAAAUACGACAGAUUCUGGGAUUUAGUGGCGCUUGGUAACAUAAUAACGUUUGCAAACAGCGCGGCUAACCCAAUUUGCUACACGAUUCUGAAUGAAAGCUACCGCAAUGAGUUCAAGGAUCACCUCAUGAAGAUGUUCAACAAGAUCAUAGGAAAGCCAUCUGGAGGACGAAGGGAACUUCUGCGAAUGAAUGAUAACGGCGAUAGUCAACGAAAGUUACGAACUGCUACAAUGAGUUCCGCUUUCUAA